Paecilomyces variotii is the source of this 1170-nucleotide messenger RNA. Its product is annotated as 60S ribosomal protein L6. The transcript has 3 exons. Lineage: Eukaryota; Fungi; Ascomycota; Eurotiomycetes; Eurotiales; Thermoascaceae. Gene Ontology annotation, molecular function: RNA binding; structural constituent of ribosome. The coding region runs from base 113 to 721 and encodes 202 amino acids. Gene Ontology annotation, cellular component: cytosolic large ribosomal subunit; ribosome. Gene Ontology annotation, biological process: ribosomal large subunit assembly; cytoplasmic translation. The record is from RefSeq and is a predicted model, not a curated record.
CCGCCCUGGGCCGCACCAAGUCAGUCACUUCAAUCCAACAACCACCGCCGUCGACAAACCACCACCCCUUCCUACUUUCUUUUCAAGCGACCCUUCGUCCCCAGCAGCCAAUAUGUCGGACUCUACUGUUGGCCAGACGAAGCAGUUUGGAAAGGGCCAGAGGACCGUUCCGCACCACACCCAGAAGGCCCAGAAAUGGUACCCCGUGGAUGACGAACCCCAGCCAAAGAAAGUUCGCAAGAGCAUUCAGCCCACGAAGCUCCGGGAAACCCUCCAGCCUGGUGCUGUCCUGAUCCUCCUGGCCGGUCGUUUCCGUGGCAAGCGUGUUGUUCUCUUGAAGCAUCUGUCCGAGGGUGUUCUCCUCGUGACCGGCCCCUUCAAGAUCAACGGUGUUCCUCUCCGCCGAGUGAACCACCGUUAUGUCAUUGCCACCAGCACCAAGGUCGACCUGAAGGGUAUUGACGAGAAGGUCCUUGAGAAGGUUUCCGAGGCCGACUACUUCACCAAGGAGAAGAAGGCCGAGAAGAAGACCGAGGAGGCUUUCUUCAAGCAGGGAGAGAAGCCCGAGAAGAAGAAGGUCACCAGCGCCCGCGCCAGCGACCAGAAGGCCAUCGAUUCGGUUCUCCUGGCCAACAUCAAGAAGGAGCAGUUCCUCGGCAGCUACCUCUCCACCAGCUUCAGCCUCCGAAACGGUGACAAGCCCCACGAGAUGAAGUGGUAGAUGGCAGCUAUGGGACCGCGGGUUAGGUGUGUUGGAAAGGGGAAUGUUUUCACGAGAGGCGGCUACUAAGUUUUCUUCCGAACAAAGUUGGGCAACCAGUUGUGGAACAUUCGUCUUGUGGGAACGCAAAUGGCAAAACGCGGGAGGAGAGCUCACGAAAUAUGUAACUUGAUGCGGAUACCUUUUUCUUUUCUCUAGGAAAAAUGUGUCACUCGGGAAAGACCCCGGGAUGUUAUAAUUUCAACCUACAGCCCUCCCAGCGCGGCCGGUUUGCGAAAAGACCAAAAAAUAUGAAAUACUUUUUUCCACCCAGUCAGCAUGUGCCCACACAUGAGAGGCUGGCAUGUCUUUCUAAAACAUCGCAAUGCAUGGUACAAUCUUCUCCAAUUCCAAACUCCGAUACGAUUCCGAUCUCCGCAUAAAAUGUGAACCCCCGACCUAGAUCCCAC